GAGAGGCGAAUGCAGGAAGCAAGCUUGUUCAGUGUGUGUGUUUACAAGCAAGACUGACUUAGUCAGCAAAUACUGCUCUAGCGAGCUUGGCCAAUGAGAAGCUUCCCCAGCCUGCUUGGGAGAUUCAGAGUUGGAGCAGUAUGCAUGCAGUAAUGUGAGGCAGGUCUUCCUUGCUGCCGAUAGCUAAAUAAAAUGGGGUCUGGCUCCAGAAAAUACUUGGGUUUCCCUUCCAUGCAGAGCCCUGGAGCCAUCAGAGGACGCAUCUACAAUCUAGCAAGCCCUGACAGCAGGAUCCUUAUGGAAUGAGAAGGCUCUGCAUGAUCCUUCAUUUGAAGAUGAAAUGCUUUUCCCGUUACCUGCCUUACAUCUUCAGACCUCCAAACACCAUCCUCUCCUCUAGCUGCCACACAGAAGUGAAUGAGGAUAUCAUGAUCACAAAUCUGGUGCUAAGGGAGACCUGAAGACCAUGUACAUCCAGCUUGAGUCCUACCUACAAAUGAGGUAAUGAUGGCGUCAUGGAGGAGCAGAAAACCUGUGGCAGUCAAGAUAAUGAGGAAAGAUGCAAUCAGGGCAGACAUCAUACUCCGGGAGCGACGUGUCCUUGAGAUUGCCAGAAACUGCCCCUUCCUGUGCGAGGGUUUAGCCGCCUUUCAGACUAAGAUGCACACCUUCUUUGUCAUGCCCUACAUGUUUGGUGGCAGCCUGGAUUGGUAUCUUACGAUAAAGCGAUCCCUCCCGACCUACGAGGCAAUGUUUUAUGCUGCAGAAAUAACAUGCGGCCUUCAAUUCUUACAUAAGCGAGGAAUCGUUCACCGGGAUAUUAAGCCGGAUAACAUCAUGCUUGAUGAAGAGGGCCAUGCCAGAAUAUGUGAUUUUGGACUGGUGGCAGAAAACAUCACAGGAGGAGUCCUGGCCCAGGGUAGCACUGGGACUACAACCCACAUGGCACCAGAGGUGGCUGCAGAGAGGAGAUAUGGUGCGUCAUGCGACUGGUGGUCACUGGGAGUUACCUUACAUCAAAUGUUGACCGGACAUCUCCCCAUUUACAUCAAAUUACCUGGGCACAGGUGCUCAUGCUCCAAGCAGCUGCGCUUCUCUCCCCACCUGAGUAAAGAAAGCAAAGAUGUCAUGUCUAAACUUCUAGAGGAAAGCCCCAGACUGAGGCUUGGAGUACGAAGCAACAUCAGGCUUCACCCAUUUUUUGGAGCUAUAAAUUGGAGGCAUUUGGAAGCCAAGGCCAUUCCACCCCCAUACAAGCCACAGAGGGGGCCAGCUGAGAACCCCCUUUGGAAUGUCCGGAAGAAGCAUUUCUCUUUUAUGGAGCCCAUGAAGUAUCACACCUUUUCAGGAGACAGCUGGUUUAUACCGAACUUGUCUUUCACAAGCUCCAAAUUGAGAGACUAUUGCUAGGCUCCAUAUUUAAUACCAGGGUAGGGAAGGAGGGUCGGAGUCAGAACACGUACUCCCGGAAUAUAUAGUAAGCACAAUCU
Messenger RNA from Pelobates fuscus (common spadefoot toad), 1490 nucleotides. Its product is annotated as protein kinase C delta type-like. Lineage: Eukaryota; Metazoa; Chordata; Amphibia; Anura; Pelobatidae. The coding region runs from base 505 to 1410 and encodes 301 amino acids. The record is from RefSeq and is a predicted model, not a curated record. Gene Ontology annotation, biological process: peptidyl-serine phosphorylation. Gene Ontology annotation, molecular function: ATP binding; protein serine/threonine kinase activity. The transcript is spliced from 9 exons.